CAUCCACAGUAGGAACACGAGCUGCUGUACGCACGCCGAAAAAGUAAAGUAUGAACCAGAUUUAUCUUUCUUGCUCGAGUCCAAACACAUACUUUUAUGUCAAGUGGUGUCUCUAAAUCGCCCUGCAGUACACACAAAACAUCUCCCAAUCAGAGACGAACCUGCUGGCCUUUCACCACCAUUACUCUUCCCUGUUAUGUUCAAACAGAAACUGAAAGUUUGAGGCGAAACGCCUUAAUAAGCCUAAAACGCUGACGCAUUCAGCAAGCGUAGCAUUCUGUAACGGCGUUAAAUAUUAAGAUAAAGCUGUAUAUUUUGCGCUGUUCUCAGUUUAUUGAAUUGUUCUCCUGAAUCAAGUUAACCAUUAUUUUCCGGUAUGUCGAGCACUGUGGAGCCGUGUCUGUCUCAAAGCUGCGGCUUUUCCUUCGAAAAUGCACGGAGAAAUGCUGUGUUAGAGGGGAACUUAUCUGAGCUCGGUUACAGUGCCCCUAAGGCCAGGAAGACCGGCACCACUAUCGCUGGAAUGAUGUACAAGGAUGGCGUGAUACUCGGAGCUGACACCCGAGCUACAGAUGACAUGGUGGUGGCUGAUAAAAACUGCAUGAAGAUCCAUUACAUUGCUCCGAACAUCUACUGCUGUGGGGCAGGGGUCGCUGCAGAUGCAGAGAUUACCACCCAGAUGAUGGCGUCCAACGUGGAGCUGCACUCACUCAGUACAGGGCGCCCCCCACUGGUCGUCACCGUGACCAGACAGCUCAAACAGCUGCUUUUCAGGUAUCAGGGCCACAUUGGUUCCUCUCUGAUAGUUGGGGGAGUGGAUGUGACAGGAGCCCAUCUCUACAGCAUCUACCCUCACGGCUCUACAGACAAACUUCCUUUUCUCACCAUGGGGUCCGGAGCUGCAGCUGCCAUUUCAGUGUUUGAGGAUCGGUACAAACCAGAGAUGCAGCUGGAGGAGGCCAAAACUCUAGUCCGGGAUGCCAUCACUGCUGGGAUCUUCUGUGAUCUUGGCUCUGGCAGCAACGUGGACCUGUGUGUCAUCACUAAGGCGGGGGUGGAAUAUCUCAGGGGUUAUGACCAGCCAGCAAAGAGGGGUCAAAAGGAGGGGAGCUAUAGGUAUAAGCCUGGAACCACACCAGUGUUGACAAAGACCGUUACCCCUCUCCCCCUGGAUGUCGUGGAUGAAUCUGUUCAUCUAAUGGACACCCAGUAAGCUAGAACGAGCCAGACUGGCUUGCAGUCUGCAUGCUGUUGGGGAAGCAGGCACUGACUGGAGGCUGCUUUCAGAAGAAGACAGGAAAAUGAUGACAUUCAAUAGGAUAACACAGAACUUUUUUUUUUUUUUUUUUUAUGAGUCAAUAAACACAGAUCGUCUUGAGCAAUAAAACCCAAAAAAUGCAAUUCAGUUCAUUUUACUUAUUGUCAGUUGAAUGCCUUUUAUUAUGUAUCAUGCUAAUUUGUUGCAAUUGCAUUAUGCUACUCAAGGUAUUUUACUCACAUAACUUUCAUAUUAAAACUUAAAUAUUUAAUUUCCUCAGUAAUGGUAAAUGCUUACAGUCGUAAACAUUUAGAAUUAAAGUGUUUCAGUAUAUGUUGAAACUUGCAGCGUACAAACAAUAGGGCGACACCUUGUUACAGGAUAUGUAUGACUUGAAUAAACUUGUUGUCGGUGCUAAA
Molecule: messenger RNA, 1677 nt
Organism: Brienomyrus brachyistius
Lineage: Eukaryota; Metazoa; Chordata; Actinopteri; Osteoglossiformes; Mormyridae
Gene: psmb10
Product: proteasome 20S subunit beta 10
Exons: 8
Coding region: 377-1213 (278 amino acids)
Cellular component (GO): proteasome core complex
Molecular function (GO): threonine-type endopeptidase activity
Source: RefSeq, a predicted model, not a curated record